Molecule: messenger RNA, 6430 nt
Organism: Patella vulgata (common limpet)
Lineage: Eukaryota; Metazoa; Mollusca; Gastropoda; Patellidae
Exons: 10
Coding region: 79-3297 (1072 amino acids)
Biological process (GO): base-excision repair
Cellular component (GO): nucleus
Molecular function (GO): DNA binding; catalytic activity
Source: RefSeq, a predicted model, not a curated record
UAUUUUGGCAUUUGAAAUGGAAAUAAUACUCUUGAAUCUAGAUUUUGGAGCUGAUUUAUAAAUAUAUAUAACGUAAACAUGUCAUUUGAGCCAAGCAUAGAUUCAGAAAUUUUAGAAUUGAAAGGAGAAGUGGAAAGUGUAGUAGAAGAAAUGAAUGUAAAUGAAGAGGUUUCAGCCAGCUCUGUCACAGACACACUCCUUGAGCCAAUAAUUGUGAAUGACCCUGCUAAUGAGCAUAAUAUAGAAGAUACUAAUGAUAGAAAUGUAGAGGAUACUAAUGAUAAAAAUGUAGAGGAUACCAAUGAUAAAGAUGUAGAAGGUACAAACAAUAAAAAUGUAGAGGAUACCAAUGAUAAAGAUUUAGAAGAUACAAAUGAUAAAAAUGUAGAGGAUACCAAUGAUAAUAAUCCAAAAGAUAAUGACGAUAAUGCUAUGGAGAAUACCGAUGAUAGUUAUCUAGAAGCCAUUGAAGCUUCUCCCACAACUGUACCCACUGUUGUUGGUCUUGGAAUAAGAAGCGAUCACACCUAUAAUAGUAGUGCUACAUUUGAAGAAAUAGAUCUUGGGGAUGGAUGGAGGAAACGUUUGAUACAGAGAUUUGGUAUCAAAUCAAGUGGAAAAUAUGAUGUUAUCAUCUUCAGUCCAGAAGGAAGAAAGUUUCGAACACGUAUGGAACUGGCAGCAUAUUGUGAUGAACAUGAUAUUGAUGUAGAUUUAAGCAUAUUUAAUGUUAAAGCAGGAGAAAUACCUAGUCAACAAGAUGAAGAAUUAGUGGAAGGAAAUAGUGAAGAAAUUGCGAAAAUGGUUUCAGUACAUCCUGGUGCUGCUACUACUAGCACAGCUACCACAAGUCAAAUCCGCAAACCAAGAAGAAAAUCUCUUGAACAUAAAAAGAAAGCAAACAAACCGCCAGUUAUAAAAGUUAUCCCAGCAGGACCUGGAGGUGAUCAUACAUAUGGUACAGCCGGGGCCACAGAGGAUGAAACAUUAUUACCUCCAGGAUGGAAAAAAAAGGUUGUUCAAAGAUUGGGAGGAAAAUCUAUUGGAAAAUUUGAUGUCUACGUCUACAGCCCUGAAGGUAAAAAAUUCCGAUCAAAGACAGAGAUUGGAGUGUUUUUAGAGGAGAAUCAUAUUUCUAAUAUAUCAUUAGAUGAUUUUGACUUUGGUAAGAUAAAGAAUAAAGAAAUGUUAUCAUUGGGACUGACAAAUUUUAGAUCAGUGAAACCCAUUGUUAAGAAAAUGACACCCAAACAUAAAGACAAAUCUAAGAGAAAAGAUGGUGUUUUAAGUCAACCAAAGAAAUCACCUCCCAAAAAAGUAAUGACCCCAGUGAAUCAGAAGCUAGUAGUCAAAAUGAUGUUUUCAACACCAAUAAAAACAAGUCCACAGAUAGGUCGCGGUCGACCACCUAAAAAGUCGACAAAAGUUGUCACCAAAAAAAGAAAACAACAAGAGAGUCCAAUAUACGUAAAAUCAAAGAAGAGAAAGAAAUCUGUUGAAACUGUGGAAAGUACAGAUGUAAAAAUAUUGAAGGAGGAUAAGGUGGAUUUAGAUGUUACUGAUGGAAUACAGAGUGGUAUUGAUGAGCCUGAUGACGUUGUGCAUGAAUAUGUUGAUACUGCAAUCAGUAACAAUUUGGAUUAUUCUGAUAUUGAUAUGGACGAACACACGGAUGCAUUGAAUAAUUCUGGAAAUGCAACUGUGUCUAGUAUUGAAGAUCCAAUAUCUGAUUCUGAAGUUUACAACAGUGCUAUAUCGCGAUUAGAGAGUGAUCAAGCUGAUAUUAAUGAUGAAAUAAAUGAUAGUGAUACAGACGCUAAUAAUUCUGUUUUGACAGCAUCAUCAGUUAUUGACCUGUCAGUUACAGAGGAAAUUGAAACGAAUGGUUCUAUUAACCAAUUAGAACCUGUCAUUAUACCAGCUGGUGUCAAACGAUCAAGAUCAAAAUCGUUUAAAGGUCAAGAUUAUGAACUUACUAAAAGACAACGCAGAAGUUCACAGGGUGACAGGUCAUCAAAUGAAGAAAGGUCUAAGAAAGAAAACAAGAAAAAAAAGACCCCCAAAAGGGAGAAGAAAGAACAGUCAAGUAUUGAUCAAUCAAAUAAAGAUCUGUUCACUAAAGAAAAAGUAAGUAAAGAUAAAUUGAAAAAAGAAACACCCAAGAAAGAAACGCCUAAAAAAGAUCUCUCAAAGAUUAGUCAGUCUGAUAUAGAACAUCUGAGUAAAGAAAAAAUAAGUAAAGGGGAGUUUAAAGAAGAGGUACCAAAAAUAGAGACAAAAAAGAUAGAACCAUCAAAGAAUAUUCAAGAUAAUAAAGAUCAGUUGUCGAAAGAAAAAAACAAAGUAAGAGUAAAAAAGGAAACACACACAAAAAACAACCCAAGGAAGGAAAAGCCACAAAAAGAUAAUGUGAAAAAGGGAACGCCACAGAAAGAUAAUGUGAAAAAGGAAACAUCACAAAAAGAUAAUGUUAAAAAGAAAACGCCACAAAAAGUUAAAGUGAGAAAAGAAUCCCCACAAAAAGAUAAAGUGAGAAAGGAAUCCCCACAAAAAGAUAAAGUGAGAAAGGAAUCCCCACAAAAAGAUAAAGUGAAAAAGGAAACCCCCAAAAAAGAACAAUCAAUUAAGAAUAAAAUUACUAAGAAUAAGCCAGUUGUUAAUAAAACAGUUAAAAAAACUCAAUCCAAAGAAAAAGAAAACAUUCAUACCAGUGAAGAUAGUGUAAAUAACAAUAACAAUGACUUUAAUUCUGAGGAAAAAGUGACAAAUUCAAAUUCUUGUGAAAGUGUGAACACAAGUAAAUAUUUCAAAACAGACGGUUCAUCUCCUCGCAUGCCUCCACCUAAUUUUCAUCGCGAUGUGAAGUGGACUCCACCCAAAUCUCCCCAUAAUCUAAUACAAGAAAGCUUAUUUCACGAUUCAUGGAAACUUUUGGUGGCCACCAUAUUCUUAAACCGAACAACUGGUAAAGCAGCAAUACCAUUAUUAUGGAAGUUUUUUAAUCGCUGGCCAACAGCAGCUACAGCUAGAGAUGCUGAUCCUGAAAAAAUAGCUAAAUUAAUGCAUCCCCUUGGUUUACAAGAUAAAAGAGCUGAAACUAUUAUUAAAUUUUCUGAUGAAUAUCUUAGUAAAGAUUGGCUUUAUCCACAAGAACUACAUGGUAUUGGUAAAUAUGGUAAUGACUCCUAUAGGAUAUUCUGUGUCAAUGAAUGGAAACAGGUGAAGCCAAAUGAUCAUAAGUUAAACGAAUAUCAUGAAUGGUUGUGGAAAAAUCAUGAAGAAUUAGGACUCAGCUGAUAAUGUGCAUGUUCUGUUGAAUUCAUACCAAACAUUAUAUUGUAGAUAAAUGUUAUAAUAGAAUGUUAUUUUGUUAGUCAUUAAAUCAUUUUCAUGCAACUAUUCUUUAAUUCUAAAGUGUCUGUACAGAUCAGAUAUUGCUGUAAGUGUAAUUGAAGUUUAUUCAGUAAAACUAGUUAUUUAAUUUCAUAUGAUUUGGCAACUUUUAAGUCCCUUUCCAGUUUGUUGGAGAUCUCUAUUAUCAUAAUGUUGUCAGAGAAAAAUUAGUAAUUGUUGUUCAAGAUGCAUUAUGUAAGAAUUAGAUAAAGAGCUGGCUGUUCUUGCUAUAAUUGUUAAAAGAUAGUUAAUGAAAAAUGAAUAUAUUAAGAAUUUCAGUCAAAGUAGAUUAUUCUGUGCGAAGUUAUGAGUAGCGUAGAUUGGUUAUUAUCUUUAAAUUCUUAGUUGGCCGCAGUUGUUGUAAUUUAUUUAAAAUCUGAGCCACCUGAUAGCCCAUAGUGUUGAUUAUGGGCUUGUCAUGUUAACACCAAAAAAUAAGACCUGCAAUAGGCAGAUUUAACUCUUACAUAAUGCAUCUUCAAUAGAUACAUGUUAUAGGCUUGUUUCCUUAUAUCCUGUUCCGUCAGCAUUGUUUUUCUAAUUUUGAAAACAAAUUAAUGUGUGAUAUUUUCAGUGUUCUAGGUUGUAAAUUUUAGUUUAUUUUUUAAGGUACUAUUAGAGCUGUUUCACUCUGAUCCAAAUGUACUUAAAAUAACAAAUCAAGCUACUUAGAUUAUCCGAUUUUUAAAUCUAGGUGACAAUACUUUAAUUCACUAUAUAGGGACCUGCUGUGACUCAGUGGAUAAGAGUAGGCUGUGGCAGCGCUUUCCAGGUGAAGUUUGCCCUCAUGACGUAUGCCCUUCUUCAUUAGCCAAUCCGAUGUCCAUUUUAUUUUGUUUUAUUACUGAUGACACCUGACAUAUUUCCAUUUAUGUUCAUGUUCAGCUCACAUGAUCUAACUUACCAAUCAACUUAUUGCAGGAGGCUGUGGGAUAUGGAUACCAAAGUGGACUAAAAUAGCAACCUCCAUGUAAACAAAUCAAACAUGGCACACCUGAUAAAAUCUUUAUUUGUACUUAUUUAAUCAAGCAAACAUUAAAGUUUGGUAAUUAAUUUAAAAAAUGUUUUUCCAAUGUCUCUCUGUUUGCCAAUUUAAUUACCUUGCAUGUGGUAUAUGCAGACUAUAGCUUAUAUAUGCAUUUGUUUGAUAGGUUAUGGCAUUAAUUUCAUGAGGAAAUCUAGUCAAUCUUACAGUGUUUGCAAUAAUUUUAUGAUGCAACAUUUUCAUGUUUGUUCUCUUGGAGGCCUCCUGUUUUAGUCUUUGAUUUCACAUUUUCAAAAUUAAAGAUACAUUAUGGAAGAUUAGAUAAAGAGCUGGCAGUUCUUACUAUAAAAAAAACUAGAUAAUGUAAAGUGAAUAAGAUACAUUAUGGAAGAUUAGAUAAAGAGCUGGCAGUUCUUACUAUAAUAGUUAAAAACUAGAUAAUGUAAAGUGAAUAUGCUGAAAAUUCCAGUCAAAUUGCUUCACUCUAAGCCGAGAAAACCUUAUUUUAAAAUCACUGUAGCCUCAAUUGUCAUUGUUACCUGUCACGAUAAUUAACAAAGUUUCAAUUAUCCUUUUUUCUGGUUAAUCAUCAACGGGCAUUAAACAGCAGAUUAGAUUCAAAUCCAAUGAAGAUCGGACACGUAAAAUGGCUUUGAGAGUUGAUUAUGGUAUUUUCAUGUUAAUAAAUAUCUAAUUAAUUAUAACAUUUCAGGCCUAAAGAAAGAUCUGCUAUAAGCAGAUUUAGCUCUUCCAUAAUAUAUGUUUAAAGGGGGGAAAAAUUGCAAAAUUAAAUGCAAAUUGUUCAAACAAUUGUUAAAAUGUUCACACAUCCAUAAAAAAUAAGUAAUAUUGUAGGAUAAGAUUAAUUAAAAGCAGGUUAUUUUGUUUGGCACAUUCUUUGAAAGAAAACCUAUUUGUUUAAACAAUUGCACACAGUUCAGUAAACUUAUUUGAAUAUUUCAACUACAACAAGAAGUGUGAGAUGUUAUUAUUUUAAUGCUAGGUCCCCACUGCGUUACGAUAGGAUUGUCCCUAUUGAGUCCACCAUCUGGCACGUGCAGAUACGUAUAUGAUAAUGAGAGCAUUUCCCUAAUGGACUGCACAUAAAUAAUAACCGUCAACAAUAUUUAAAAUUGAUAUGGGUAAUGCUUUGAUUUGAUUUGUGAAAUGGGUAUCUGUCUACAUUUAAAAUUUCUGGUCAACAGUCAAAGCCAGCAAAUGUUGAUUUUAUUUUACACUGUUGACAGUUUAAGCCAAAAAUGUAAUUAAAAUUAGUAAAUAAUACAACUUUGGUUUAAUGUUUUAAAAUGAAAAUUUAAUUGUAUAAAUUUUGACCCAUUACUACUCCUAAUAACCUUCAAAUCUACCCAAUUCAACACUUUACAUCUUGACUUAAAUUAAAGAGGUUUAUCUCAUUAAAUAUGGAAAAGGUAUAAAUGUUUUUAUACAGUGUUUAUGUUCAUUUGACUGAAAAAUGCUUUUGAUUUUCAAUGAUUUCUGAUAAUUACUUAAUUAUUGUUGUUUAUUUUGAAAGAAAAAAACGUGUGGAUGCACAAGAUGCUAAUGUUAUAUUCAUGAGAAUCAGAACCCUUUAAGGAUGAAGAUUAGCAUUUUCCACCAUUGAAUAUAGAGAUUAUUCCCUGUCAAUUUAUAGUAGUUUUUUUUUUUUUUUUUUUUUUUUCCAUCUUUGGAAUGGAUUUUUGGUCCAGAAUCAAAAAAAAAAGUGUUGGAAUUUUCUGUCAAUGAAAUUUAUACAUAUGUCUAUUGAUUUCCAAUAAUUGAACAGCUAAAUUUUUCAUCAGAUUACCUAUUUAUGUUUUGUAUUAGCCAAUCAAAUUUUAAUUAUUUUCUGAUGAUUUCUUAAUGGGUUGUUUGUUACUCUUGACAAGGCAUUCUCAAUAUAUUUGUAAUUAACUUUUAAAAGCAGUGGAGUUAAAAUAACAUAUAUUGUCACCUCACCCCACGUUUGGAAAUUUAAUUGGCCCUGAUGUAAUAUGUUAUAGAAAGAUAUUUCAUAUAGAAAAAAAUAAAUCCAGAUGGGAUGAUGGAACA